ACAUACAAAGCAAACUAUGGUCAGGGUGUGACAGAGUCACACUCACACACCACAUGGGUGUGGCCUGUGGCUCUAGGAUCACAAUCUCAGUCUAUGAACCAUUCACACAGAGACCAGGAAGAGCUUUGCAUCCAGGGCUGCAUCUGUCACACUGUGUAACUCUCUCUUUCAACCACAUCAUUACCAUUGACUCAGUUCAUCUCUUUUCUGAAGAAAUGAAUUUCACAGAAGUAAACUCCUCCUCUCUAAACCUCUCCCACACUGUAGAUCUCAACUUUUACUGGGAAUACUGUAAGGACCUAACCCCAGUAUUCCUUGCCUGUGAACUCACAGCGUUGGCUCUUGCUUUCCCCAUCCAUGGCUACACUCUCUGGCUCAUCACCGGCUCCGCCUCCAUCGCCACGGAGAUCUUCAUUUUCAACAUGGCCGUCCUAGAGAUUGGCUACAGUCUGUUAAUCCCGCUAGCUGAUGCUGUCUACCUCCUCACAACAUAUCAAAGCCACUUCAGUGUCAUCGCCUACACCGCCUCUCUUCUCCUCUUCAGCCGUCCCGUGUUCCAGUGCUGCAUCUGUGUGGAGCGCUACCUGGCGGUGGUCCACCCUGUGGUCUUCCUGAAGUACAAACCCUUAAGGUACAGGGUUGGGUGGGCGGCCGGGGCCUGGGGGGUCACGCUGAUGUUCACCGGUACGGCUGUUUCCCUCUACACUCCUCAGUUCCCCAUCCACUGCUUCCUCACCUACACCCUGCUCUUCCUAUUCGUCGAUCUAUUCUGCAGCCUCUCCAUCCUCCGUGUCCUGAAGCGCCCAAAACUGGGGCAGGGAGAGAUGGAGAGAAGAGGAGGAGGGGAAAAUGAGAAAGAAGGGAUGAACACCAUGAAGAAGAGAGCAUUCAUGAUUGUCUCUGUCGUCAUGACCACGAUGUUGAUCAACAACAUUCUCACAGUGGUCAUUUACCUUCUGUGUGACUUCAUCGCAGCCAAGGUGUUCUGCCUGCUCGAUGCCUUCAACAUGUUACUCCUGGUGUUAUGUGGGUUGGUGCAGCCCCUCUUCUACCUGCACAGGAGUAGGAAACUACCCUGCUGCCUCAGGGGCCAGUGAG
Oncorhynchus keta (chum salmon) is the source of this 1098-nucleotide messenger RNA. RefSeq lists its product as uncharacterized. The transcript has 2 exons. Lineage: Eukaryota; Metazoa; Chordata; Actinopteri; Salmoniformes; Salmonidae. Gene Ontology annotation, biological process: phospholipase C-activating G protein-coupled receptor signaling pathway; positive regulation of Rho protein signal transduction. The record is from RefSeq and is a predicted model, not a curated record. Bases 54 to 1097 code for a protein of 347 amino acids. Gene Ontology annotation, cellular component: membrane. Gene Ontology annotation, molecular function: G protein-coupled receptor activity.